This is a messenger RNA of Hymenoscyphus albidus, 2269 nucleotides long. The record is from the annotation of a GenBank genome assembly. NCBI's taxonomy places the organism in Eukaryota, Fungi, Ascomycota, Leotiomycetes, Helotiales, Helotiaceae.
AUGGAUAUCCUCAAGCUCCUCUCAAGAUCAACAAACCCCACGAACAAGGCUUCAUCUGCCAGUAACACCACCAAGCUUCCAUCAUCCGGUGUCUCCGCAAACCCCCAAUUAUUCCAUGAUGCGACAUCAGAGACGAGAGGAAAGAAGAGGAAGCGGGGUGAUAGAAAAGCUGGAGCGCAAGUAGGACAAAACGAGGAGGACGAUGGAGAUGUAAUUGAUUUUUUCUCAACUAAAUCCGCGAAUCCUAUAGUCCCGACAACGAAGAAAUCUAAGGCGGAUGCCCCAUCGAAAAGCGCAUCAGUUGAGAGCCCUGCGCCGAAACCAACGAAGCUAUUAGAUGAGGGAGAAUGUAAGCAAAUACUGCGGUCGCAUCGUUUGAAAGUUACACUUCUUCCAUCAAAUGACCCAAUUAUUGAGAAAAAGGUCAAAAAGUCGAAGAAGAAUAAAGUCAGCAAGAAAGAUGUCAAGAAACCAGAAUUUACACAAAUAUACCCACAACCAUUGACAACAUUCAGCGACCUCAGAAGUAAAUAUGGCAUAUCAGGGCGAAUGGCUGACAACUUGGCGCAACAAGGAUAUAAAAUACCAACCGAAGUACAAAUGGGGGGCUUACCUCUGUUACUACAGCCCAAGGUAGCUCUUUCGGAAGGAAGUGAUUUGGGAAUAUUUGACACCUCCGAGAAUAUCAAUUUGUUAUCUGUGGCACCAACUGGAAGCGGAAAGACUUUGGCAUUUUUGAUACCAGUUGUCAACGAAGUUGUGCAAAGGAGGAGGAAAUCAGAAGAAAAGGGCGGGCAUUGUCUAGAUGCCAUAAUUGUGGCGCCUACGAAAGAACUAGCCAGUCAGAUUGUCAAUGAAGCCAAGAAGUUGAGUUUAGGAACCGGAAUCAAAGUUGUAGGAAUGAAGAAGGGGAUGAAAAUUGUUGAGAGUGAACAUUCGGAAGAUACAGACAGCUCGAGUGAGAGCGAGGAGGAAGAUGAGGAUGAAAAUGGUAAGACUGGAAAGAAGACUUCUGCACAGCCUGUCGCAAAAGCAGAUAUUCUGGUUACAACUCCUGGACUUUUGCUUUCGGCUGUCACUGUUGGAAGCGAGCAUACACCAUUACCUACCGUCAAAACUCUAGUUCUUGAUGAAGCAGAUGUUCUUUUGGAUCCCUUAUUCCGAGAACAAACACUCGGAAUAUGGGACUCUUGCGUGAACCCGGAUCUACGAGUAACUCUCUGGUCCGCAACCAUGGGUUCCAAUAUCGAAUCCCUCGCCUCAUCCACAAUUCAAGCCCGCCAACAGCGUCUCCAACUCCCCACCUCAGCUCGAACAAUCCGUCUCGUGGUAGGCCUCAAAGACUCAGCAAUUCCAAACAUCACGCACAAACUCAUCUACGCCGCAACAGAGCCCGGCAAACUCCUCGCCCUCCGCCAACUCCUUCAUCCAACCGCCCGCUCAACAUCCAACAUCCCCUCUCUCCGGCCACCCUUUUUGGUCUUCACACAAACCAUUCCUCGGGCAAUAGCCCUCCAUUCCGAACUCCUGUACGACAUCCCCGCCGAAGCAGGCGGCUCCUCUCGUAUCGCAGUCCUGCACUCCUCACUCUCCGAUUCAGUGCGUGACAGUGUAAUGACCCGUUUCCGCAACGGGGAGGUGUGGAUCCUGAUCACGACGGAUAUCCUCUCCCGCGGUGUCGACUUCCGGGGUAUCAACGGGGUGGUAAACUACGACGUUCCAAACUCAGGAGCUGCGUACAUCCAUCGUGUUGGUCGUACCGGUAGAGCUGGGAGGGAUGGAGGCGUGGCUGUGACGUUCUACACGAAAGAGGAUAUUCCCUAUGUCAAGGCAAUCGCGAAUAUCAUCUCAGCUAGUGAGAAGCAGGCAGGCUUGGAGCCAUCAGAAGCGAGUGUACAAAAGUGGUUCUUGGACGCGCUACCCACGCCAACCAAGGAGGAGAAAAAGAGGUUGAAGAAACAUGGCGUUGAAGCGAGACGGGCCGGGCUAGAGAAGGACGAGAAGGAUGGGAAAGGCAAGAAGAAGAUGCUUAUUAGCACCAAGAGUGGGUAUGAGAGGCGCUUGGAGCAUAACCGUAAAGGCGCUAUUCAAGGGAGCAAGAGACGAGUCCUGGCCCAGGCUGAGGAGAGAGUCGAUAAAGGAGAGGAGAGUGAGUGGGGUGGCAUCGAUGGGUAAGGUUAUCGAAUGGGAUGUAUGGAUGUGAAGUCGUUUGUAGAUAUAAAGUACGUAUUUUACAAACUUCACAGAUUCUAGCUUGCGGAAUUCUAAG